This is a messenger RNA of Girardinichthys multiradiatus, 7566 nucleotides long. Its product is annotated as SLIT and NTRK-like protein 1. Gene Ontology annotation, molecular function: protein binding. The coding region runs from base 928 to 3033 and encodes 701 amino acids. Gene Ontology annotation, biological process: regulation of presynapse assembly; axonogenesis; positive regulation of synapse assembly. NCBI's taxonomy places the organism in Eukaryota, Metazoa, Chordata, Actinopteri, Cyprinodontiformes, Goodeidae. The transcript has 2 exons. Gene Ontology annotation, cellular component: glutamatergic synapse; postsynaptic density membrane; GABA-ergic synapse. The record is from RefSeq and is a predicted model, not a curated record.
UAAAAAAAAACAAAAACAAAAAAAACGUCACGCACACAUGCGCAUACAGGGAGCCACACUGACGCAUCUUUUGUUUUCCUUCUCUCUCACUUUCUCUCUCUCUUAGCUGGUCUGAGGCAUGCCUAUAGCGGACGGUUUGCUUUACCGCAUUCAACAGUGUUUUCCCUAUCAGAGCGGAGUUAGAGCCGUGGAAGUAAAUGAGAAAUUCUAACAAGGAUAUGAACAAGGAGCCGGAUUGGAGCGCUUUUUGGCAAUAAAACACAAAACUAAGCAGCGCUUUGGACGAUGCGGACUAAGGCAGUUUUGCUGGGGCUUUAAAUGUGAAGACUUAAACAUCAGCAGCUGCAAAUACUUUUUUCCCUUUCAUAUUUCAGUGGAUUGCUUUCCCCCUUCUUUGCCUCAAUCGGGAUUUGUGUCACCACAGCUCAGUAGAGGGUGUCAGAUAUUUCUCGGAGCGGCGCGCUGCGGGGAUGAGCGCAGCCUCCGAGCUGGUCUUAUUGUGACAAAAACAAAAAAAAAAAAGAAAAGAAAAAGGAAAUCUGUGGCCGAAACGACGAGAGGUGAAAGGGAUGUGAAAGAGGGGGAUGCGGGUGUUUCGGAUCAGCUGCGCAGGCUGUGAAUUCAGCACCAGAGGGGGGAGGAGAGAGACGAGAGAGGAGAGAGGGGGUACGACAGAUCCCGACGCCGCAGCGCGCCGCACGACUCCUGGAGAUUUCUUCAGCUUUCCAUCAGCGCGCCAAGUCAAACUGGACGUCUGCACGCAACCUGGAUGUGAUAUCUCCCUCCUAAAUGUCUCUAUCUCCAUCUCCCCCUCCUCCACCGCCACCUCUCGCUGAUGCAGACUAGAUUCGCAGCAACUACAUGUCUUGAAAGGCGGGAAUGAAUCGUUCGCGCUGAGAGUAAAAAAAAAAAAAAACCUGGGGGAAAAUGCUGCUCUGGGUCGUCCUGCUGAAUGCAGCUCUCUGCGUUGCGAGCGGAAAUGUCACCAGGGAGGUUUGUAAGGAGAAGAUCUGCUCCUGCAGCGAAGUGGAGGGCGACCUGCAUGUCGACUGCGAGAAGCGGGGCUUCAACACGCUGCGGCACCUGACCGGCCCCAGCUCUCACUUCUACCACCUGCUGCUGCACGGCAACUCGCUGUCCAGGCUCUUCCCCAACGAGUUCGCCAACUUCUACAAUGCAGUGAGUUUGCACCUGGAGAGUAACGGCCUGCAUGACAUCGUGCCUGGUGCCUUCCUGGGGCUGCAGUUGGUCAAAAGGCUGCAUAUCAGCAAUAACAAGAUACGAUCAUUUAAGAAAAGCACCUUUCUGGGCUUGGAUGACUUGGAAUACCUCCAGGCUGAUUUUAAUUUGCUGAGGGACAUUGACCCAGCGGUUUUCAGGGACCUAAAUAAACUGGAAGUUUUGAUACUGAAUGACAACCUCAUCAGUGCACUACCUAUAAACGUGUUCCAGCACGUGCCCAUCACCCAUCUCGAUCUGCGGGGGAAUCGGAUCAAAACGUUGCCUUAUGAGGGGAUUCUCGAACAAAUACCUGGUAUUGCAGAGGUGCUGCUAGAGGACAACCCGUGGGACUGUAACUGUGAGCUACUGUCCCUGAAGGAGUGGCUAGAGAACAUACCACGCAAUGCCCUCAUUGGGAGGGUGGUAUGUGAGGCCCCCACCAGGCUGCAGAGCAGUGACCUGAACGAGACCUCAGAGGGGGAACUGUGCCCAUCACAAAGUGUGGGUGGAGAUAGUAGCCUGGCUGCUCCUCCCACUCAGGAGGAAACCUCUCGUCCCACGCCUUACAAGCCCAGCAGAACUGCUAGUGGAGGGCCCCCUACGCCAGGAGCCAAUGGUUCCAAGAGCCACUCCAAGUCCCGCGAGAACUGGCAGCUGAAAACAAAGCCCACUCCAGUAAUGGCAGAUGUAUAUGGGGAUGGCGGUGGAGAGCAGUUACGCAAUGUGACUUGCCCACAGCCAUGCAGCUGCAAGUUAGUGGGCUCCAGACAGGGCCUGGGAGUCAACUGUGAGGGUAAAAAGAUUGAAAGCCUGGCCAGUCUAAAGCCGAAGCCUCUGGCUGCCCACGAGCUGAACAUGAGAGACAACAACAUCCAUGCAGUAAAAAGGAACCAGCUGCUUGGCUAUUCCAGCCUCAACCUGCUGGAUCUUGGUGGAAACAACGUUAAGGUUGUUGACAAUGGCACGUUCCAGAACCAGAGUGAGCUCCGGUGGCUAUACAUGGAUAAGAACUACCUGGAUACACUAAUGGCAGAGAUGUUUGUGGGCCUCGUGAAUCUGGAAUACCUCAGUUUGGAAUACAACGACAUCCAGCAGAUAGUGGCAGGCGCGUUCAGCCACAUGCCGAACCUGAGAGUUCUGUUCCUAAACAACAACCUUCUUAAGGCUCUCCCUGUGGAUGCUUUCCUUGGGAUUUCUUUGUCCAAAAUCAGCCUGCAUAAUAAUUACUUCCCCUAUCUCCCUGUGGCUGGCGUGUUGGACCAGCUCAACUCCAUUAUCCAGAUUGACUUGCACGGGAACCCAUGGGAUUGCUCAUGCAACAUUGUGCCCUUCAAGCAGUGGACCGAGAGGCUCGGGGCUGACGUGAUUGUGAGCGACCUCAAGUGCGAGUCACCAGAGGAGUUCUGGAAACGAGACUUCCGCUAUGUGCGUAAUGACCUGAUGUGCCCCAAGCUAUAUGAUCGCGGUCCACCCACACCGGUGUCCAAGAACGGGACCUACACCCAGGACUCGGGCGGCACGCACUCAAACUCAUACUUAGAGCCCAACCGGGUUUCCAUUUCGGUGCUUGUGCCUGGGCUGCUGCUAGUGUUUGUCACAUCCGCCUUCACGGUGGUGGGGAUGCUCGUGUUCAUCCUGCGCAACCGGAAGAGGUCAAAGCGACGGGACGGCAACUCAUCUGCGUCGGAGAUCAACUCCUUACAGACAGUGUGUGACUCGUCCUACUGGCACAGUGGGCCGUAUCACGCGGACGGAGGCGCCCAUCGGGGCUUCGACUGUAGCACACACCUCUCAGCUGUGGACGAUGCAUGAAAGACAGAGACUGGAUUAUAAAUAGUAGACAAAACCUACAAGAAUUUGUUUAAGAUUGGGGACAAAAACUUGUUCACGGACCCAAAGCCCCCACUCUGUAAUAUAUGUAUAUGCCAAGCCCUUCUGGCUUAAACCCUCCACUCCUUCCUCCCUUCUCUUUCUCUCUGCCACAAUCGGACUACAGAUCUCGAGACAGGAGAAAAAACGGGGGAGAUGGGGGGCAGAAGAGCAGGGUGUGGGUGUGUGUAUGUAUGUGAAAAUGUGAAAGAGAGAAGGAACGACCUGGGAAUGGUGCACGAACGCAUGAAUGUACAUGUAAAUACCUGGACUGAUGUAACAUAAAAAUGCAUGAUGAUAUUUCCGCAUGGUUUCAACAAGACACACAACACGUGAGGAACCAUAACCACCAACUAGGAGGCAAACUCGACCCCCCCCACUCUCAUGUUAUAUACCAACACAACGGCUAUAUAUAUAUAUAUAUAUAUAUAUACAUAUUAAUAAUUAUAUAUGACUAUUACAAAGUGCCAUUUCUCUAUUUUUUUGUGAACCUGCAGUUAGGAUUUGUAUUUGUUGUUUUAAAACUUGUUCAGAGCUGAAAGAGAUGAAAAUAAAAAUGUCAACUGGGGAAGGAGUGAUCAAAGUGAAGCUGUCAGUGCAUGUUUUUCUAUUACCAUUUCUGUUACUUAUCAGUUGAUCAUCAGUUAAUAUUUGGGGUUAUUUAUACUGUAUACUAGGUGGCAAAGCUGUUCCCAAGUAUAAACAAACAAAGCGGUUAGGCCCUCUUAGGCCCCUCUAGGCCAGCAGGGGAACCAAAGUGUGCUUGACUUCUCAUGCAGAAAAUAUGAAUAUAUAUUCUGCAUUAACAUGACAUUUGUCAUGUUAAUGCAGAAGAAUGAGCAUUAUUUUGAACUUGCUCAUACUGUUUCCAAAUUUAAACAAAUACUUAUUUAAUGAUUUUGAAUUUUGACAAAGGAUUGAAAAUCAUGGUUUGAUGGUUUGUUAACAGUCAUACAACCUUGGGCCAGCUGUGGUAGGUAGUUGCAGAUUAAAAAUCCCCACAGCCUGUGGGUAUGGAAGUCCAAAAGUGCCACAAUACCCUAAAUAAAUAAUUCAUUAAAUUACUACUUGAGUCUUUUAGGGUGCAUAUAGCGUAUAAACUAAUUAAAUCUUGAAAUUAUUAUGUAUAUUCUAAUAUUUAAUAAUUUAACAUAUUAAAUUUCACAUAGAUUUUUUUAUUUAUCUAUUUAUUUGUUGGCACAUUUGAAUAAUUCUCAUAUGCUUAUUUAUUUAUUAAAUGUAUUUAUUUGAACUAUUUUUAUUCAAUUUAAUAAUGACAUGUUAAUUAUUUAAUGAUUUAUAUAUUUAUUAUAUCAUGGCACUUUUGGCACUCCACUGAGGUGAUCAUCUCCUUUUAAUGAAUGUACAAAACAUGAAGACUAAGAAAAAAAACAAUUUUUUAAUGGUGUGCCAAUUGUUGAAGAUAUUCAGACAUGCAGAUGAGCAUGACCAAUUAACGUCACUCAGAUGCUUAUGCUGCAAAAGUUCAUGUAGCUCCAAUAACAGUUAUGUGGUUCUUUUUUGUGUGUGUGUCAAUGAACAUAGCCUGCUUUUGGGUGAGAGGAAGAAGAUAAAAACAUGACAAAAACUUAAAUAUUGGGGGGGGGGGGUUUGUACCAUCAUAUUUUUUCAACAACUGUGCAAAGAAGUGUUUCUGAAUUACUCAUUGGAUUUAUGUAAACAAGUAGACAAACACGUUAGGAUAGGGCGCUUUUUUAUUUUUAAUGUGAUAUAAAAAGUAUUCCUCCACACAAAAUAGCUUCUGGCUGUGAUUCACUUUCAUCAUAUUGUGAGCUUUUGUAAAGCCAUCUUAAUUCUGUCCGAAUUCAAGAACUGUAAUGGGCCGUAUUUACUGCAAAACAGGCUGUAGUAGGGGCUGGGAGGGGGGGCACAGCACAGCACAUACACAUACAUAUAGGUGAUGUCAGCAGUUUUAGAAAUCUUGCAGACACUCCUUUGUAUUUUUUUCCUUUUGCUGUUUUUUUUAUGUGGGCUUAUGGCUAAGCAGCUGUUGUGCUCAGCUCAGCUGCCCUGGGAGGGGUUAGCAUCUACAGUAUGGCCUGAAUUGUUUAAUUCGAAACAUUUUUUUAAAGUUUCAAGUGUCCAAGUAUAUUUUUAUUCUAAAGUUUAAUUCAUUAUAAAUUUGCACUCUUCAACAGCUUUAAUAAUGUUUAUUUUGGCACUGCUAUAAAGUUUGUGUAUACAAAUAUUCCAAAUUUGAUCAAGAUUUCUACCCAAAUUGAUAAUAAUGUACCUAUCAUGCCACAGCCUUGAUGUGAGUUUGCAGACUUGAUGCAAGCAUGCAAAACUCUACAUCCUUUUCUUUUAUUUUCCCUUUUUUGCAAAAUACACAACUACACAGCAGCAGCCACAUUGGGGUUAAAGGGUUUCGGGUUGAUGCAUUGUGGGGCAACCAUGACUCUAUACUGUGGGGUAUUAACUGUGCCACAGAUCCACUCAUGAUGAUGAUUUGUCAUGAUUUUCAAAUGCUGUGUUUCAAAGUUACAUUUAUAUGCUUUGCAAUAUUUGACCUGCUUUUAUUUUGUUAAAUAAAGUGUGGUUGAGGUUGAGUAAAAAUGGAAAUGAUGCUUGCCUUUAGUAAUUUUUAAUUUUAAUUGCAAUGUAUUUUGCUGUUGUCACUUUCACGUUCAGUUUUUUUUUCAUAUCUAACUUUUUAGGGUUUGAAACUACUGAAUGUUUUGUGCCAACCAUGCAUCAGUUUGUACUGUCAUGAGCGCUAAUACUGAUUCCUACUUGUUCAUAAAGAUUAGAUAUAUCUUAAUUAUUUGCUUUAGACUUUCUUAAGUUAUGAUUGGCCCACACAAGAAUCAAAACCAGUCGAUGGAAAUGGGGCGUAAAAUAAAAUCUAGAGUGAAUAACAUGCAUAAAAGUAAAAUUAUGCUUAAGGUUUCAACAUAUUUAUUAUCAGUUACCUCAAUGAUUAAUCAAAAUACCACAUUACAAUAAGAAAUAAACUGAUAUUCAAUGGUUAGGCUUAUGAUCUAAAAUUGUUCAUUUACAGAUACAAAAUUACAGUAGACUGUCAUAGCUAAAAAAAAAAAAUACGGGAGGCUAAAGGUUAACUAAUUUAUAAGGCUUGUUUAAUUUAUAAACAGCAGAACAGUUUUUUAUAUUAUUUACAGAACUUUAAAUAACUGUCAUGUUUAUGUUGGUAGAUAAUUUACAUAGAGGUCUAUAGUUAGUUACAAAAUAGACAGUGCGAAGUUGAUGAUGACCUUUCUCUAUGAAACAAUUUUUGCAAACUGGUACAUGUUAAUUAUAUUCGGUCAAAUUUGCAGCUAAUACAAAAAGUGAUAAAUUGUAAAAUCAAGAAAUACCUGUUCAAGUAAAUGAUACUUUAAUUAUUUUUACCUGCCAUAAUUUCCCCUGGAUUUUUAACUGAUAUACAUUUUCUUUGCACAAAAUGAAUACAAGCUUCAAAGAAAAAACAAAACAUUUGUAGUUAAAAGUACAGGUUAUUAUUGUUAAUUAUUAUUAAUAUUUUUCUUUUUUUUUUUUAACCAGAGACUAAAGCCAAUGGUAAAACUGGUCUGGGUGUUGUUCUGCUGUAUUUUGUGCAAUUUGACAAUUAGUUAUCCUAAAAAAAACCAUUUAUGAUUAAGGAAAUAAAUAUGCAUUUUUAAUGUAUAAUUUUUGAGACUUUAAACCACUUUUAUGUUUCUAUUAGUCCAUGAUUUACAUAAUAGUCUAAAUUUAUUAAAAACAAAAGACCAUGUAAGGCCAUUUUCCAAGACAGUUAUCUACCCAUGUUAUGCAAACUAAAACACUGUUAUCCAUAUUUGGUCAGAGUACAUUCUAAAUUAUAAAAAGCAAUGCGGUGUAAAAAAUUAAAAUAUAACAGUAGGUCAAGCUGUUUUAUUGACUUUUAACCUGAUUAACCUUUGCCAUUAUAUAGUUACUCAGGCCAGUUAUGGCUAGCAGCUCCGAUUUGCAGUUUGUGUUUCACAUGGAGGGUCACUGGUGGAAAGUCUGGGGAAAAUAACUUUAAUGUAAACAUGACAGUAAUUUACAUGUUCAUAAAUCAGUGUUUCCAUGAACCACUGUGACAUUUUUGAGAUGAGUUGUCUUAAUGUGGUAGAAAUCAUUGGCCUUUGUGUCCUUCAGACUAGCUCUUAGCUUUAGCCUCCAGUAAACACUCAUCUGUUGUUAAACAAAAUGAAAAUACUAAGUAAGAUGUGAAAUAAACUGUUUAUAAGCUUUCAACAGAUCUACUUGAGAAAAUCUACACCAGGGGUCCCUGACUAAAAUAGCAGGAAGUCCACUACCUCCAUCACCCAAACACUUUGGGGUCCGAACAUUUUAAAUCAACUGACAAAAGUUGUUUCUUUCAUUUUUAUUUAACGCAAGAGGUUUUUUUAACUACUGAUCAAGUUUUCAUAUGCCCAUGAAAUUGUCUGCUCAACAGAAAAGUGCAAUCCAAUUAAAGUACCAAUAUUAAACAUAUUUUGAAUGGCA